UACCGUAUCCUAAAAGCCAGAAAGACACCUACAUACAAUUUCAAUUUUGACACUUGCAAUGAUAUCUAAAAUCCUAAUUCUUUCCUUUCAUUUUUGGCAAAUUUGAAGGAGGCUACUAGAACCAACCCCUAUAUAUCUCUGAAAUCGGCGGCGCUUCUCACCCGUGAGCCAGCCCUAGCUCUGAGCAAACGGCGAUUCUCUUCAUCUCUCUCCGCCUUUGCUCGCUCUCUCUCUCCCACUCUCCUCACGCCGAUCUCACGCCGUUUUCCCUUCGUCUCCGAUCUUCCAUCUAGGUUUUAAUUCUUUUGCAGCAUUCCAAUCUCUCUCUUUCGCUCCUCCCGAUUCCCUCGGCUCUCACCUCGCGAUAAGCAUUUUGAUAACUUGUUGCAUUGUACAACGCUAAUUCAGUGGGAGUAACAGAUUUAAAUGGACGACUGGGAGGAUGAGCAAAUUCCACCUCUCCCUUCUAAGGAGCAAUCCAAAAAUAUAUGGGCUGAUGAGGAUGUGGACGAAAAUGAUGUGAAGGAAUCAUGGGAGGAUGAGGAUGAGGAUGAGGAUGAACCUGCAAAGGAACCUCCAACGAAACCAAUUGCUGAAAAGCCCACCAAGAAAGCUGCAGCAAAAGCAGCUGAAAAAGGAAAAGCUGUUGUGGUAGCAGAUGAACCACCACUAGAUCCUGUAGCUGAGAAACUUCGCCAACAAAGACUGGUGGAAGAAGCAGAUUAUAAGUCCACUAAGGAAUUGUUUGGUAAGAGAGGUGAUGAGAAAACACUCGAUAAUUUCAUUCCCAAAUCUGAAAGUGACUUCCUGGAAUAUGCAGAACUCAUUUCUCAUAAACUUAGGGCAUUUGAGAAAAGUUACCAUUAUAUUGCACUACUCAAGGCAGUGAUGAGACUGUCAAUGACAUCGUUGAAAGCAGCAGAUGCAAAAGAAGUUUCAUCUUCCAUCACAGCAAUUACAAAUGAGAAGCUUAAAGCAGAGAAGGAAGCCAAUGCUGGUAAAAAGAAAGGUGCAAAGAAAAAGCAACUUCAUGUCGAUAAGCCUGAUGAUGAUUUUGUUGGUGAUCCCUCCUAUGAUGUUCUUGAUGAUUAUGAUUUCAUGUAAGGUUGGGUGACUUUAGGCGUUUCCAAGGUGGUUAAAAUUGAAGUAGGGACUGAAUAUUUCAACCGGCGUUCUCCUUUCCAGAGAUUGAUAUGAGUGCUAUUGGUUCUAUAGUUUGUAUUUUGACAUUUAAGUGUCUCAAAGUUGCCCUUGUUUUAGAUUCAUUUUUAUGGUUCAAUUUUGUUAGUUGACGAUGGUUGCAUGGCUAGCAUUUGACUGAUUACAAUGUACCUUUAUCUGGUGUAUUCAUUUUCUCAAAACUUAUACAUUUCUCAGACAUGACACUGUUUAUAAUGAAAAGUUACUUGUCCCUGGAAAUACAGGCUCUUUCACCAA
This is a messenger RNA of Ziziphus jujuba (common jujube), 1437 nucleotides long. RefSeq lists its product as uncharacterized. The coding region runs from base 427 to 1104 and encodes 225 amino acids. Gene Ontology annotation, cellular component: cytoplasm; eukaryotic translation initiation factor 3 complex. Lineage: Eukaryota; Viridiplantae; Streptophyta; Magnoliopsida; Rosales; Rhamnaceae. The record is from RefSeq and is a predicted model, not a curated record. The transcript is spliced from 8 exons. Gene Ontology annotation, molecular function: translation initiation factor activity.